AUGUGGAUGGUCGACGGCAAAUACGGUUUCCAGAAGAACUCAUACUAUGAUUUCAGCAAAGCCACCUCUCUUCCUGCGGGACUGAAAAUGAGCAACUACCCAGUUGACACAUACUUCUUUUCACCCGCGAACGUGAUUGUUGGCGGGGGCUACCUACAACUUUGGGUAAAGAACAAGUCAUUUCGAUCGGCCGAGGUUACGACCACGUCAAAAAUCAAGUACGCCUCUGUUCGGACAGUGGCUAUUCUCUCUGAGCCGGCUGGAGUCUGCAACGGAAUGUUCUUCUACCAGUCUGAUACUCAAGAGACGGACAUUGAGUUCCUAUCAAACGGCCAAUCGAACAGCAACACCGAUGCAGCGAGAACUGCCAACUCCAAAUCCGGCACGCGUUAUCUAUGGCUUUCAAACCAAGCAGUGGAUGGUAGUGGCCUGAAGACGACAAAUCCUGUCGCUUUGCCAGCCAAUCCGACGACUACUGAGCACGAGUACCGCUUGGAUUGGGUGCCUGGUAAGACCAUGUUCUACAUUGAUGGCAAAUUGGUCUGGACUUCGACGAAGAACGUUCCAUCCGUGGCUGGCACUUGGGUGUUCAACAACUGGGCCGACGGCGACAAGUACUGGAGUGCGGGGCCGCCGUCCCAAGACGCGGUCUUCAGGAUCAAGGAGAUUGACAUGUACUGGAAUGCUGGCUGA
This is a messenger RNA of Colletotrichum chrysophilum, 693 nucleotides long. RefSeq lists its product as uncharacterized. Lineage: Eukaryota; Fungi; Ascomycota; Sordariomycetes; Glomerellales; Glomerellaceae. Gene Ontology annotation, molecular function: hydrolase activity, hydrolyzing O-glycosyl compounds. The transcript has 2 exons. The record is from RefSeq and is a predicted model, not a curated record. The coding region runs from base 1 to 693 and encodes 230 amino acids. Gene Ontology annotation, biological process: carbohydrate metabolic process.